AUGGCGCCUAUGCACGGCAAGAAUGACGGUGGCCCCAAGGGUGUCACUAAUCAGACGACAACUGGCAAAGAUGAUUCCGCGUCUGAAGCAAACAACCCUGCUUCACGAGAGACAGGACCAGAGCAUGAACCUCCUACUGCUGUAGGAACCUCGACACCACAUCGCCGAUCCCUAUCUGAGGAGAGCCUUCACGAUGCAGUGGAGAUGCCGUUUCUGCCGGCACCACCCAAUACACCAACCGCCGGAGAACAAGACGAGCAUGAGCUGGCGUACGAUGAGAAGCCUGAAAAAACCACCAACACCAUCAAUCAGAUCCUGGAUGGUUAUGCUUCUCACGAUGAGACAAACGCCGACUCGCCCUUCCGUGAUCCGUCUUGCUCACCCCUCAAGCUACGCCGUAAUGGCACUUACCAGGGCUUCCCUACGGCCCAAUUCCACUCUCCUGGCAUCCCGCCGUCCGAUCUACCCGAGAGUCCCAAGAGCACAAGCUGUGGCCAUCAGCGAUCCAAGCAUGUUCUGAGUUUCAACCACGGAAGUUCGCCAGACAGCACGGUCAGCGACUCGCAACGAUUGCUUAACGCCGAGUCACAAGCCAGCCCCCUCGAUCCCAGUGAGGCUCGUAGACAGCUACAUGACCCUGACUUAUAUGAUGUCAACCCCUAUGAUGAUCUCUACAUGACAACACGCGACAAUGCUCAAUCCCACAGUCGUCAUCAUCCAGCGACGCUCAAGCCCACCCGAGGACGCGAAGUCAGCUAUUCUAUGCGCCACGUGGGCAAGUUGAAUGAAGGGAGCCAGGCUACUCUUGUCUCGCCGGGUGAAGAAAGUCCCCUAUUUGCCCGAAGCCAAGGAUCACACCUACCAACGACUAGCGCGUAUGCAGACUUGCGAGGCUAUAGGGAUGAUGGCACUGACGAGAACUUUGGAAGUAAUGACCAGGGAGAAUCAUUGCCUAUGCGAGAUUCCGCUGAUACUGGCACUUGGUGCACUACAGAGAUGAACAGUGAAGCUGGCUUUGACCGAGCUCCGACCGGUCCUCACGAUUUCAUCAAGGCCACCGGCAGCAGCGUCGCCGGUUUUUCGGAAGAAGGCGAAUUACGUAUGCCUUAUGGGUUUGGAUCUCGACCUCGUAUUAUCCAGCACCCUGGUCUCGAUGGCUCGCAAGAUUCGUAUAAGAUGCAUUAUCUCAAGAACUCGACCAGGCCUAUGCUUCUGCCCAAGCCUCAGAAUGCCCGUGGGGGAGGCUUUCCUCAGAAUUCCAGUCGUGAUCUUACAGGAGGUGGAGGUAACAACCUCCUUACUAGCCCAGGUUCUCGAAACCUGUCUAUGGUGAAUCCGUUUGUGCGAACUGAUAGCAGUCGCUACAACAUUGAACCGGGAAGCCUUACUAUCCCGAGUAGACACGCGGGUCAAUCCCGUUAUGAAUUCCGGGACUCGGUGUCGACGUUCGCUACCAACACAUUGGAGCGCCAGCCGUCCAACAUCCGCCAGUCUAUCGAAGGAGGCGAACAAGGCAAUCGAAGCCCAGUGAAGGGUCUUCGUGAAGAGCAGCUUUCGGCUGGACUUCAGUCCACAGCUAGCAACCUUUCAAUGGGCCAGAGCUCUUCGAAGGUAGUUGAGGUUUCGCCACAUAAACCAAUCGACCCUCGCAUUAUUGACCACGAGCAUCUGACCCGCCGCUUGGGAUCACGAAUGAUUGCCCCCAGCGAAAAUUGGCUGACCUUGAGCGAUUCCACUGCAUCGAAUGCGCAAUUACCACGUUCGCAAUCCAAUGCCUCCAAUGCAAAGCUCAUGACCUCGCGAUCGCAGUUCGAGUUCGAUUUGAUCCCGCUUGACGAAGCGCAGCGAAAGAACAAGCAGCAGCGUGAGAGCGGCGAGACCGAUGAAACUGAGUCGACAGUGGAGCGCCAACAGCGAUCAGAGAAUGCCAAGUCUAUUCGAUUUGUGCCUCGCACUCCCGCUCGCAUGCCACACCCGUCGUCAGGUCGCAGUCGAAGAAUCGAAGCUGCCCCUCAGUUGUCUAUCGACUUCAGUCCAUCCAGUGUCUUUUACGAAGAUGCUCUUCGUGAUAUUACUCCUCCGUUCUCCGCCACGACCCAGCCUAAUCUGGCUCACCCACAGCCAGCUCGAAUUCGUACGCAGAGUGCCACUGAGGAUGAGACCACUCUAUCCCCUUCAGGGGAGCGUUCAUGGCUCGGAAGAAUGAAGUCUCGUGUGCUAAGCAAGAAGGAUUCGGUGAAGCGCAAGAUGUCGCAGUUGACCGCGAUCCGCCAUGCCGACGUGGAUAAUGACAGCCAGUUGAGCCUUGCAGCCAUCGAAGACAUGAACGAGCCGUACCUAUCGCAUGGUGCUCGCGCGCGACGACGCCGCAUUUUCCUCUUAGCUGCGUCUCUGUCGGCGCUUUUCCCAUUCAUCGCAAUCUUGGUGAUGGCGGGAGUCCUCAGCCCCGUCUUACUAUGGUACACCAGCGGUGAAGUGCGUCGCUUGACUAUUCGCCAGCACAACUGCAUUAGGAACUUGUUCCUAGCCUGGCUGUGCGCUGCGAUGAUCGUGACGCCCACCCUCAUCGCUGUCUUCGUCAAGCGAUCGUAGUCUUUUGACUAGGAGGAAUCAGAGACCAAGUCUCUGCAUGGGAACCUACUAGAAUUUGGUAGGAAAGGAACCCCCUUUUGGGAGUUCUGGCUAGUACCCUUUGGUUACUGGCAAAAUGCACUUUGGUGCAUCUUUGUUAGAUUUUUUUCCCUUUUUGUUUGGGUCUCAUAUCGGCGGCAUUUUCACGAAAACGAAAUGCCCGAGGACUAUUACGGCUAUGAUGAAAAAAAGAUGACUGACGAUAACGCACGACACUCAUGACAAUUUCCCCCUUCAUUCAUCAUCAAUGGUCCUCUACGACAUAUGAGGAAUUGUUACGAUAAUCACAUUUUGCAUUGAUGACUCCGGUGGGCGGUCAUUGGAGACGAUAAGUUGUCUUCAUGAUUGCAUACUACGAGUCUUGUACAUAAUCCGCUGGAAAUACACUUGCUUCUGUAAAUGGAAAUGGUCUUACUGCGUGAAUACUAUGACUGUACUUUGAUUGACCAUGAUGUGAGCUUAUCCG
Messenger RNA from Annulohypoxylon truncatum, 3097 nucleotides. RefSeq lists its product as uncharacterized. The record is from RefSeq and is a predicted model, not a curated record. The transcript is spliced from 2 exons. The coding region runs from base 1 to 2592 and encodes 863 amino acids. Lineage: Eukaryota; Fungi; Ascomycota; Sordariomycetes; Xylariales; Hypoxylaceae.